AUGGAUGGUGAGAUGAGUGAGGUGAGUGCGAUGGAGACCACCGGGACUAGAUGUGAGAAAGAAGAAGAUAAAAAGAGCGAAAAGUUGGAGAAGUUGGGGAUGUUGUGUAUGUCGCUGGGGCUGCAACCUAGCAGAAUGACUGACAAGAUGUUGAAUACUAUCGAGCUCUCAAAGGAUAUCGAGAGGAAUCAGAGGAAAGAGAUCAAGAAGCUAUCGUCCACUUCACCUCAUGUGGAACAGGGGGAAGACGAGAACGAGAACGAGAACGAGAACGAGAACGAGGAUAAAGAAGAGGGAGAGCAUAGUAGUUCAGUGCAAGUUGAAGAGGAUGGUGAUAAACAGGGCACAGAUAUGCAGUUGAGUACGUUGGGGAAAUCACUAAAGAGAAAAAAGAUUCCUCCACCUCUGAGUAUCUCAGAUGCCAAUAGUGCUCGUAGCAGUGCUGCUGGUUCAGCUACGUCGUACCAGUUUGACGCCGACAAUUCAUUGGCAAGGAGUGCUCCAGCACAUAUACCGAACUUCCCGCGUUCGUCGAGGUCUGCUAGAUUCGAAAAGCCUAGCGUUCAGUAUCUCGGUAAAGUAUCUACAAACGGGCCCAGAAGAAAUUCGCCAAUUCAGUCUACACAUGCGUACAAGUUGAAGACUCCCUAUGUAGCCCAGUUUCCCAGGUACCCAGUGCCGGGGCCACCUCCGCCUGCGAUGACUCCCUGCGCACCUUAUUAUCCUUAUAUGUACCCUGGUCAGUUCCCGCUCUACCAGUCAACACCACAACAACCAUUUAUGCCCCCCUGGCAACCGAGAUCUGCUAUGCCAUACUCAUCGCAGGCUCGUUAUUACCAGGACUCCAAUCCAAGAGGAAAAAGGCUUAGAAAGCAGGAUCAACAGCGGACAGAGAAAUCAGCGGCACGUAAGCAAGACGUACGAGCAAGCGAUGCAGAGGACUCGUCAGAUGAAAGACCGGAAGAACAACCUGACGGUAGUGGUAACGACGAAGAUGACACCGAAUCUGUGCACCUUGCGAUAGAAGAGAAUGCGAUGCCAUUCCCAGCCAGAGAACCUCAAGCAAACAUAUUGGGUGAAAUUCGCAUUUCAGAGAACGUCUUUAGCUAUGAAUUUCCUUGCAAUAACCCCAGUAUCGACAAGAAGAUGUUUAUGAGCAUAUGCGACAAGGUUUGGGACGAAUCCAAUCGUUUGGCCAAGGAUUUCUCGCCAUAA
Molecule: messenger RNA, 1215 nt
Organism: Torulaspora delbrueckii
Lineage: Eukaryota; Fungi; Ascomycota; Saccharomycetes; Saccharomycetales; Saccharomycetaceae
Gene: DIG1
Product: Dig1p
Exons: 1
Coding region: 1-1215 (404 amino acids)
Source: RefSeq, a predicted model, not a curated record